AUGUCUCUAUCAGACCAGAGCCGACAGUGGUAUCCGACCAGUGUACAGGUAACUGUGGUUCAGUCAAGAAGCCUGAGGAUAAAGGGGGAAAAUGGCACCAACGACGCAUACGCCAUCAUGCAAGUGGCCAAGGAUAAAUUCGCUACAUCGGUGGCAGAGAAGAGCGUGGCACCGGUGUGGAAAGAAGAGGCCACGUUCGAGCUGCCGCUCUUCCACAACGGUAACACAGAAAAGUGUACGUUGCACGUCCACGUAAUGCACCGGGCUCUCGUGGGACCUGACAAGUUGCUCGGCCAAGCAGUCAUCAACCUGUUGGAGCUCAGCGAGGUUAAAUCCCGUAAUAAGACUGAAUGGCAUAAACUGCUGGACAAGGCAGGCAAGCCAGACAAAGACCAGGGAGAGGUGCAGGUGGACAUCCAGUUUAUGAAGAAUAACAUGACAGCCAGCAUGUUUGACCUCUCUGCUACAGACAAGCCACGCUCCCGCCUGGGAAAGUUCAAGGACAAGGUGCGAGGCAAAAAGGAGGGUCUGUCGGACACUGCGUCUGCCGUGGUACCGUCCUUCACCCAGGUUCUGACGGACAGCGAGGGGGAGGGAGAGGGGGUAGGGAAGGGGGGUGCAGACAAAGGAGAGAAAAAGAAGAAAAACAAGCUGAAGUCUCUGUUUUCUCCCAAGUCUAACCUGCAGCGUCAUGGACUGUCUCAGUCUAUGUCUGUCCUGGGCCCUCUGCCUGAGAAGAAGUCCUCACUGAGUGGCAGCCGCUCCACAGGCCUCAAUGUGGACUCCUCUGACGGUAAAAAUAAAUUCACGUUUCAGACCCAUAAGCGCACAGGCAGUUCCCUGUCCCUAGGGCGCUCUAAGAUUCCUGCCCCGCUUGCAGAGCAGAGUAACCUGUGCAUCAAUGGCACUCACAUGUACACAGAGGAGCCCCAGCCCCGGAGCGCCCGCACCGGCUCCAACUUUAGCCUGGCCAGCUCAGGCCAUGGCUCCAUGGAAGACCUGCGCAAGGCCCAGGGUCGUAAGAGCUCCGGCACCUCCAUGGACUCUUUCAGGGCCCUGAAGCAGCCUUCGAGCUGGGCAGAGGAGGAAGAGAGGGUUAUAGAGGAUAUACUGAGAAAGGAGGACAAGAGGAAAAUGAGGGAGGUGGAGGAAAGAUUGAAGAGGGAGAAAGAUGAGAGGAUUAAGGAGGAAGAACAGAUUAGGAGAGAACAGGAGGAGGAGGAUAUGCAAAGAAGAGAGGAAGAGGAGAGGAAGAUGAGGGAGGAGGAAGAAAGACUAAGGAGGGAACAGGAGGAUAUACUGAGAAGAAUAAGGGAGGAGGAAGAAGAUGAAAGAAGGAGGGGUGAAGAAAGAAUGAAGAGAGAGGCUAAAGAAGAAAGAAUGAAGGGAGAGGCUAAAGAAGAAAGAAUGAAGAGAGAGGAUGAUAGGCUGAGGGAGGAGGAAGAAGAAAAGAAGAGGAUUGAGGCGGAAGAAGAAAUAAUGAAGAGAGAGGAGGACAGAGUGAGGAAGGAGGAGGAGGAAGAAAGGAGGAGGUUUGAGGAGGGAGAACAAAGAAUGAAGAGAGAGGCUGAAGAAGAAAGAAUGAAGAGAGAGGAGGAUAGGCUGAGGAAGGAGGAGGAAGAAAGGAGGAGGAGGAUUGAGGAGGAAGAACAAAUAAUUAAGAGAGAGGAGGAUAGGCUGAGAAAGGAGGAGAGCAGAAUGAGGGAGGAGGAAGAAAGAGACGAAAGAAUUCAGAGAGAAGCGGAAGAUAGGCUGAGAAAGGAGGAAGAGCUGAGGAUGAUUAGGGAAAAGGAAGAAAGGCUAAGAAGGGCAGAGGAGGAUGAUAUGUGGAGAAAGGAAGAAGAGCAGAGGAAGAUGAGGAAUGAGGAGGAAAGGAUAAGGAGAAUAGAGCAGAUGUUGAGAAAGGAAGAAGAAGAAGGAACGAGGCUUGAAGAAGAAAGGGAAGAGGAGAGGAGAGAUGAGGAGCAGAGAAAACUGAUGGAGGCGAAAGAAAAUAUGAAAAAAGAGGAGUUGAGAGGACAGGAAGAAAAGAGGAAUGCACAGAUGGAGGAAAAGAGAAGGCAUGAGGAGGUGAGGGUAAAGUUGGACAAAGUUGAACAACAGAUGAAGCAGAAUAGAGAGGCAGAGGCCAUCGUGUGCAAUAAUCCUUUUGAGGAAGUCUCUCCUACCACUUCAUAUGAUGACAACUCUUCAAAUAACCCGUUUGAGGAGACCACCACAACCUCUUCUACUGGUCCCAUCAGCCGAACAAAUAAAGUAUCAGCAGUCAAGCCAAGAACCUCUUCAUGGGUGAACCCUUCUCAGCCUAGUGUGUCUUCCAACCCCUUCUUAUCAUUAUUGUCUCCUGAAAUUGAGAUUUCUAUGGACUCCCCUAGAGUUGAUGGGGAAACCAGAGGCGCCCAGGACCCGUCUACUGAUCUAAUGGAGAAGAAAGACCCUGCCCCCCUGCCCCCCAACAACCAGCGCUGGGCUCGUAUGGACAACUGGCCUAGCAAGGGCAACGCUCAUUCUGUCACAGUGAACCUCGCCCAAACAAAGCCAAAAAAACAGCCACAUCCUCCAAGGCGUCAAUCUUCCAUGUCACUGGUGGGAUGCGGGGAUGACCAGGAGAGUGUUAGUGGUCAGGACCAUUCCAGUAUCAGGAUGGACAAGGGUCCUGCUCCAGACAGACCAAGCCAGGCUCUAAGCCAGACACAGAGGGACCAGAGUAUGACUAGAGUGAACCUGGGACAUAAGGACAUAGUAGGUGCCUCCAUGUCCAAGGUCUCUCAACGUGUAGUACAGAUGAUCACACCACUGAGAUUUUCCUCCACAGCUACAACAGAACACACAAGUGGAGGCCAGAGCUCUACCCACCAUGGGAACCAACCAGAACAACACAUGCCAUCUGCCACUGAGGGGUUGAGGGUGGCUAAACACAAUAAAGGUCCAGCACCUUCUAGGCCCCAGUACCCUCCAGGGAAGACAAUGCCAAAAGUUUAUGUAUUAGAUAAGCAAUUGAAUACUGAGGAACAUGACACUCUGGUUGAGUUUGAUCCAAAUAAUCCCUUUGCAGAAGACUGCAGAAUGGAGAAGUCCUCUGGACACGGUGAAGAACAGAGACUAACUGGUGAACAUCAGGAGAGCCUAGACUCUCCCAAUCAUCAGAGUCGUACCUCCACAGAAGCAAAUCCAGGUUCAAUGCAGAAUAGUGUGGUUGGGGACUCAAUGGAGCUUCCAACACCAGAUGUUCUGCUAGUUGAGGAUGGCUCCCGUUCCAUCAAAAACACAUUAGCAGAGCGGGUCUGUGUUCCCUUGCCUCCAUUGAAGAAAACAUCCACCUCUAGAGAGGAGGAUACUGGUAAACAGAGUUCUGUAAAACUACAAUGCCCAGGGGCUUCCUCUUUGAGUAAGCUUUCCUCAAGUAUCUCAGAAAAAAUGCAGAAUCGAGGUGUGGGUGUGGCACUAACUUGUGUUAACAUUGCCCAGCCCCAAUGUGUACCCUCACCUGCCCUCUCCUUCCUACCCCAACCCAAGCCCCUGAAGGGAUCAGGGGGCAGGAGUAACUGUCCUCCCCAGACAAGCUCUCCCCCUGGCCAGAGGAUCCUGCUUCAGGCUGGAGCUAUGUCCUCCGUUGCAGAGCAUUGCAGUGGAGAGGAGGAGGGGGGAGGGAGAGGGGACAGGCCUACCUCAAGCACACGCAGGCCCCAUCCAGUAAAGCCCUUGAGCUCCCUGGAAAACCAGCCAGCCUCCAACAUCCAGGAGGCGCAGGCUGGCAUAUCUACAGGAUUCCUCUGUGUCCUUCAAGAGAAGAUAAAGGUCAAAGACACAGGGGUCAAAGGUCAGUACUCCCAGCUGACCCAGGAGGAGCUGAUCUCCCUGGUGGUGAAGCAGCAGGACCAGCUUUCCAAGAGGGACAACAAGAUCAAGGAGCUGGAGCACUACAUUGACAACCUGCUGGUGCGCAUCAUUGAGGAGCAACCCAGUAUCCUGAUGUCCAUGAACUCACUCAAAUGAGACGUCUAGAAAUAUAUAUUUCUCCAUCCUGUUCCUAAUCAUUCAGAGCAAGGCUUCCUAGAUGUUUAUCUCCCUCAAUGCCUAUGUUGGGCUGUUUGAAGAAUUCCUGCUUGCAGCCCAAAGAACAUUUCAUUCACCUAUGUAUAACAUACCAAGCACUGGCUUUGUCUAUUCCUACUGAACAGAUGCACUUUUGAUUGUUCAUUACAUUUUGAAUGUUGUUUAACUCUGAAUAAUGGUAUCUUAACCACUACAACUCUGUGGUGUGUGUAUGUAUAAAGGCCGUAUAAGAACAUGAACCAAAUCCACACAGGUCUGUUGGAAGGUGCUGUACAUUUUUGGCAGUUGGUUUGGUUUGUCUUUCUAUUAACGUUUUGAUGUGCUUGUAAGGAGGAGUGUGAUAUGAAGGUUAAAUCCAGAGCAACAACACUGAAGAAGGAAUUGAAUAGCAAUAAAAGAAAGAAAGCUCCAAAAGAACAGGGACACAUUGAGUUUGUAUAUUCGGUAACACUAUGCAGGACAGACCGGUAUAAUAGGGGUCAUACCGGUACAUGCCUAUGACAAGUAUUAACAUUAAUUACAAUCACAUUAUAAUGAGCUAUACCUGUCGGUAAAGGGUUACUUCGUAUUAUUGGUUGUCUGUGAACUAACAAAAAUAAUGUGGAUAUUAGUCCCUGUUACUGUAUAACUCAUGUAUACGUGUUGUACAUAUUGAGAAGUCCUUUUCUUAUAUUGUAAACUUUAUGUUAAAGCACUUUGAAGAAUAAAUAAUAGAACAAAUUGUAGUCUAAAGAAACAUGGAUGAAUAAUUAAAAGAAUUUAGACUACCGAUAAACCAAUUUAGACUACAGACAAACCAGGUUUAGACUACCACUAUGCCUUUGGAUGAAUGCACUCUCAAUUUAUUGCAAUCACCCUGACAGGUGCACCUCCAGAAGCAAAUUGCAUGGGUGUAACAUAUGGACAUUUUCUAAAGUGGCAUUUCCUUGUGAAGAAAGCUAUUGGGAUCCAGGGACAGUUGUUUUUAUAGGUAGAUAGCAAGAUGUGUUAGAGUGUGUUGGUCUGCCUUUGGUCAUAGGAAGGAUUACUGUAUAGUUGGGUGAAAGUCAGAAAGUGUCUUCUGUUAACUUAUAGCCUAUAAUUUUUACAAUUAUGAAAUAAAUACU
Messenger RNA from Salvelinus namaycush (lake trout), 5162 nucleotides. RefSeq names its product protein split ends-like. The transcript has 8 exons. Gene Ontology annotation, molecular function: small GTPase binding. NCBI's taxonomy places the organism in Eukaryota, Metazoa, Chordata, Actinopteri, Salmoniformes, Salmonidae. The coding region runs from base 1 to 3996 and encodes 1331 amino acids. Gene Ontology annotation, biological process: regulated exocytosis. The record is from RefSeq and is a predicted model, not a curated record. Gene Ontology annotation, cellular component: intracellular membrane-bounded organelle.